AUGGAGAGCGCGGUACACGCAGCGGUACCGCUGCGGGUGGGCAAGAAGAUGAGGAAGAGACGGGAAUUGGAUGCCCUGGUGGGGGGCGGUGGUUCGCGGGGGGGCCGGCUGUUGUCUGCUUCGAGUGACGAGGGUGAGCCGUGGGGGCGGCGGACGUCCCGGAGACGCCGCUCCCGCCCUUUUGUCCGCCUCGCCGCCGCCCUAGCCUUUUGUGUGUGCAUGGUUUCAGCAGCCACCGUGCUAUGGCUCUUUGUAGAUGUGCGGCGGCAAAUUGUUUCCCUUCGGAUAGAGAUGGAUAGAGUAUCAAUAAGCAGCAACGGCGUAGGUGAUGCAUUACAAAUAUGUCACACAGCCGCCAAGGAACUUCGCGCGAACGCGAGCGAGUUGAAUAUUCGACUGUCCAAUCUGGAGUUAAAGCACCAAGAGUUGACAGAACGCAUGAAGAAGGCCACUAACGACCUGGCCACAGUGUCAGAACAACUAUCAGCGGCACCCAAGCUAGCCGACACACCGAAAAGAUUGGGUGAAUUGCAAUUAACUGUCGCUGGUUUCGGCUCACAGAUCAAAGGAUUCGACAGUGCGCUCACCUCUACUCGAAAACAAGCUGUGGCCGCGACAGCGGGGUUAGAGGAAGUUAGAAAUCUAAUACAACAACUAGAAGGAAAAAAUAAUGAAACCAUCGUCAAUUUGACGAACAACGAAAAAAGGGAAAGCGAACUGAAGGACCAGAUCGCUGCGCUCAAUUCUACACUUGUUAACAGGAUAGAUGGGUUAGAGACGAAAAUGGAGGAAAUGAGGAAGCCAGCCAGUACGGCGGCCCCCGUGACCACAGUACCGACAAGUGUGGCGCCUCCCGUUACCGGAAUUAACACUACUACGUCAGGUCCCGUCAAACCGAUUGUCCUACAA
This is a messenger RNA of Brenthis ino (lesser marbled fritillary), 909 nucleotides long. Lineage: Eukaryota; Metazoa; Arthropoda; Insecta; Lepidoptera; Nymphalidae. The record is from the annotation of a GenBank genome assembly.